Molecule: messenger RNA, 1122 nt
Organism: Fusarium odoratissimum NRRL 54006
Lineage: Eukaryota; Fungi; Ascomycota; Sordariomycetes; Hypocreales; Nectriaceae
Exons: 1
Coding region: 1-1122 (373 amino acids)
Source: RefSeq, a predicted model, not a curated record
AUGUCUGACAAGACUGUGUCUCGUCUCAAUAUUGAGACUUCGAUAUCCCCAGAAACAGUCCCCGCUUCACCAUACAUCCCUGGCUCAGGCAAUAUUUUCCCCAAGUUUGUUGAUGCAAUCUCACAAACGGGCUGGGAGCUCUGGUACUUUGAUGGUGUCUCCAAAGACGACCAGUCUGCUAUUUCCAUCGGCAUCAACAGAAGUGCUGAGGGUCUGAAGCACGGCGGCUUCAAAGUUCAGAUCUUUACCGUCUGGCCUGAUGGACAUACCUGGCACCGUGAUCUGUACCUCCCAGAGUCAAUCGUCACUUCUGAAGAUGGGCAUAUCACUGGUCUGUGGGAAGAUGCAGCUAGUGGAGGCAAAGUCUCAUUCUCUGUGACUAGAGACUGCUCCUUGGCUGUCUUGGCCUUUUCCGUGCCUGGCGUUGUUGAUGGCACCAUGCAGCUCGAGGCUCUACCUGGAGACUCAGGUCUCGACACCAACCCACAGGUGGGGCCACAUGUACCCUACGUCCGUCCCAUGGGGAGAGCUUCUGUAAAAGCAGAGCUGUCCCUCUUCUCCCAAGACAGUUCAACAUCUGAGCAAUUCAUCCUCGGUCCAUCUGCAAACGGCGGCAUGGACCGCGUCUGGACACUAUACUCCUGGGCCCAUUUCAUGACAGAGUCAUACUAUCUCCGCGCCCAAGUCGGUCCCUACGCAAUGCAAAUAAUGCGCAUCUUCUCUGAAGCCGAAAGCGGCUGCAAGCCAUAUACAAUGGCAAGACUCUACCGCGACGACAAGCUCGUCUGCGCAGCAAACCAAGUUCUCACCUACGAAGAGCAAGAUUUCUCCCAAGACUCUUUGAUUCUCAGCAAGCGCUACGACGCAUCCUCUGAGGAUGUAGUCACAGGUGCGUAUCGCGACAAGAACAUUGGGUAUAUAGUUGAGUUCGUUGCAAAGGGAACGGGUGGACAACGGUGGAUGUUUCAGGUUGACCAUGAGCGCAUUUUCUGGAAUUAUCCUACGAGUGCGCCUGGACCUGAAGGAACGGGUAAUACCGGGUUUGUUGAGUCGGUUAUUGGGGGUGCGGAUGAGGAGGCGUACUUUGGGGUUGGGACGGGAGGUCAGUGUCAGUUGAGCUAG